CCGGCCUUCUGCGGUUGCCAGGUAACCAAGGUAAACAGCAGGAAGUCGCAGGAUCAUGGCUACUAACUACAGUGCCAACCAGUAUGAGAAGGCUUUCUCACCCAAGUAUCUGCAGAACUGGUCUCUCGCCAAGCCAACAAAAGAGAACAUUCCUUCCCACGAAGGCUACACACAGAUUAUCGCCAACGACCGUGGUCAUCUGCUACCUUCAGUGCCCCGUUCCAAGGCAAGUCCUUGGGGUUCCUUCAUGGGCACCUGGCAAAUGCCUCUGAAGAUACCCCCUGCUCGGGUGACCCUGACAUCCCGCACAGCUGCUGGUGCCGCCUCCCUCACCAACUGGAUCCAGAAAAAUCCUGACCUACUCAACGCCUCCAACGGGCUGCGUCCAGAAAUCUUAGGCAAGCCCCAUAAUCCAGAUAGUCGGAAGAAACCCAGGAAGUCUGUACAACAAGCACCAAGUCCAACCAUAAUUCCAAGCUCCCCAGCCUCAAACCUCAGUUCCCCAGAUCAACCCCAAAGCGCCCACCCCUCUGCAGGUCACACUCCAGGUCCCCUCAGCACAGCCAGCUCUCCUAGGAGCCCAUGGAAGCCCAUGCGGAGAACACUGGGCAGGUCCCCUCUAGCCGGGGUCCAGAAAUGCAAAUACCCAGUGCCAGUGUCCCUCAUGAACACCAUCCCUCACUACAAGGACAAGAACGAGGACACAUGGUUUGGGCUCAAGGAGGCCCACGGAGACUUCUAG
Messenger RNA from Molossus molossus (Pallas's mastiff bat), 742 nucleotides. RefSeq names its product cilia and flagella associated protein 126 (gene CFAP126). Gene Ontology annotation, cellular component: ciliary basal body. Gene Ontology annotation, biological process: cilium organization. The record is from RefSeq and is a predicted model, not a curated record. Lineage: Eukaryota; Metazoa; Chordata; Mammalia; Chiroptera; Molossidae.